CCAGGUUUUUCGAUCAAUAAACCGGGUUUCUCGAAGGUACCGUUGAUAUACAAGGUAUAUCGAAUAAAUGUGAAUAGGGCUUGCCAUAGGUCUCGCCCGCCCAUCCGUACUCUUCAGACAGGUCUGUACCGUGAAAUUGGUGUCUAAAAUUUUUCGUGUCUAAAUCUUAAUUACAUCCAGUGAAAUUUAUCUUGCCAGUGGGCCAUGUAUUUUCCAAAGAUGAACAAUAAUCAAAUCAACAGGCCGCAGAGAUAUAUCUACAGAAACCAGCUCACAAUAAUCAGAAAUAUAUAGCUUUGAAAAAUAUCGAGUUUACCCAGAGUUAAGCUAACUAGCUACAGCUACAUUAUGAUUAGAUCCCCCCCCCAAAAAAAACAAAACAAAAAAACACAACAACAACAAACAAAUAACACACACACACACAUAAACAGGCACCAUGACAUGACUGCUAAAAUGUAGCUAUUAUGGCUAAACAUGAAUUAAAUGUCUUUUAUCUUUCUUAAUAUAGGUACACCACGUGCAAUAUUCUUUCUGUUAUGGAAUUUUAUGUGAAACCCUGCUGGAUACAAAUUUAUAAAGUGUAGCUAAGUGGGAUGCUAAAACAAAGAAAAAGAAGCCUUGUUAAGAUGACUCAAAACUUUAAUGUGAACUAGAAGAUGUAUGGUUUUGUGAAGCUAUGGAACCAAAAAUUACACAUGGAAAAAUUUAGCUAGCUAUAUAAAGCUAUGGAAACAUCUUUAGCUGCUUCUGAAGAUGUUGGUAAAUCCAAAUCUGAAGAUCAUUCAAUCUUUCUUAAGCCAUUAACCUUGGAGGUGUAUCAACAGAUUUUAAACGUCAUUCUAUUGGACUCUGAUUUCAGUUCUGAAUUGAGUGAUUAUGACGACCAUAUUUUAAAUGAGAUUCCAAUCUUUUACAAAAAAUACAAGAGAAAUUUUUUUAUUAACAAUAAUAAAAAUAUGAGAAAAUUUCAACUCAAAUUAAAAGAUGGAGAACUAGAGCGCUUUCACACUGGUAUACCAAAACUUCAAGUUUGCAUAUAUAAUCGCAAGACAAAAAUAACUACAUGGCAGGAACUGGUGCCACAAGAGUAUGCUGAAAAAAUAUUAGAAAAAUUACAUCAAAUAAAAAUUGACACAGAAAGAAUGACAUGCCAUCCAAAUUCAAUCAAUAAAUUAACUAAAAAGUUUAAUGAUACAUACUAUUUCCGUGGAAUAAAUGAACUAGCAAGAGUUUUUCUAAAGAACUGCCCUACAUGUAAAGUAUCUAAUCCAUUACCACAAACAGAGCUGCCACCACCAAUCCCAAUUCGUACCUUUUGGCCCCACCAACGUUUACAAUUUGAUUUAAUUCUACUUGCAGUAAAUAAACGCAAAUAUUUAAGCAAUAAUAUAUGGGGGUUCAAACACAUCCUAACAGUAAAAUGCACCUUUUCCAAGUAUAUAUGGUUAUUCCCAAUAAUAUCAAAGGAAGCUGAACAUAUAUAUACAUCAUUACGAUUUUUAUGUGAGAAAGAAGGUUUUCCUGAAAUCUUUCAAAGUGACAAUGGAAAGGAAUUUGUAGCUAAGAUAAUUACUGAUUUUUUGAAAACUCAUGAUGUACAAAUAAAACAUGGUCGUCCAUAUCAUCCUCAGAGUCAAGGUCAGGUUGAGAAUGCCAACAAAGUUGUUAAGAGCCACUUGAAUCGAAUUCUACAACAUAUGACAAAAGAUGAAAGCUUCUACCAGGUAUCAGUAGCAUCAUGA
Hydractinia symbiolongicarpus is the source of this 1742-nucleotide messenger RNA. RefSeq lists its product as uncharacterized. Gene Ontology annotation, biological process: DNA integration. Gene Ontology annotation, molecular function: nucleic acid binding. The record is from RefSeq and is a predicted model, not a curated record. The transcript is spliced from 3 exons. NCBI's taxonomy places the organism in Eukaryota, Metazoa, Cnidaria, Hydrozoa, Anthoathecata, Hydractiniidae. Bases 726 to 1742 code for a protein of 338 amino acids.